Messenger RNA from Cynoglossus semilaevis (tongue sole), 1608 nucleotides. Its product is annotated as low density lipoprotein receptor adapter protein 1. The transcript is spliced from 7 exons. The record is from RefSeq and is a predicted model, not a curated record. NCBI's taxonomy places the organism in Eukaryota, Metazoa, Chordata, Actinopteri, Pleuronectiformes, Cynoglossidae. The coding region runs from base 334 to 1038 and encodes 234 amino acids.
ACAGUGUGGUGAUAAUUUUAAAAGAGGAAAGGGCUUAAAUGAGUGAGGAGGAGACUCAGCUCCUCUCGGAGGUGAGGAGGACACGCCCUUAACUUUGGAGAGGGCGCAGUGGACACACGUGGUCCUCAUCAGCUGCUGAUUACUGCUCAGUGGGAGGGAGGUUGACUCAGAGCGACUUUUGUUCGUCAUACGUUUGUUUAUGUAUUUAUUUAGAAUAUAUCACUAGCUUUUGUUGCGUAAAUACACAGUGGUGCACAGCCCUGCCUGCGGUCUGCAGGAGAUAAGGAGACGGAGCAGGAAUCCACCUGCCGGAGAGCAGAGACGCACCUCGGCAUGGACGCGCUGAAAUCCGCCGGCAGAGCCAUCAUCAAAAGCCCGGGAGUGCCGCGGCACACAUGGGGAACUUCCAAACAUGAAAAGCUGCCAGAAAACUGGACUGACACCAAGGAGACUCUGCUGGAGGGGAUGGUGUUCAACGUGAAAUACCUCGGUAUGACACUGGUGGAACAACCUAAAGGAGAAGACAUGGCUUCAGCUGCCAUCCACAGAAUUGUCUGCACGGCCAGAGCCAGUGCUAAGAAAUUUCGAAAAGUAACUCUGACAGUUUCACCCAAAGGCAUCGUGCUCACAGACACAGAGACUUCAGAGCUCAUCGAGGACGUCUCCAUAUACAGAAUCUCCUACUGCACGGCUGAUAAAACUCAGGACAAGGUCUUUGCUUACGUCUCUCAGAGUCAGUUCAGUGAGACCUUGGAGUGCCACGCUUUCCUCUGCCAGAAGAGGAAAAUUGCUCAGGCAGUGACGUUGACAGUGGCUCAGGCCUUUAAAAUAGCACUGGAUCUUUGGGAAGUUGCUCAGGAAGGUAAAAACAAAAAGGCCAGGACCUGCUGUUCCUGUGCAGCCGCCAACACACAGACGGAGACGUCAGACACUCAGUGUGUUGCAGCAGCUAACAAUUCAAACCAUUACAUGAGCCUCAUUAGUCAUUCAGGGGAGCAGUGGAUGGCUGUGUUUUUCUCCAGUAGCUGUGACAUUUAAAAGCCAGAUUAUGCUCCCCUCCUCGGGGGGUGCAGUGGUUCAGACUUAGUCAUCCAUUCAGAUUGUUGUUACUUAAGGCCUGUACUUUUCUCGCCUCCUUUCAAUUAAAAUCUGUUCCACUCCCAGUGGUAGUGGCCUGAAGACAAGAAAAAAAGGGAUGUAAAAAAAACUGCAUCAUUGGGAGAAACUCAGUGAGUCGUAUUAAAGUUUUAAAGACAGGAUUUCAGUUCUGUCUGGUGCAGGAAAACAUGUGAAGACUGCUGGUCUGUGCUGCCAGCUGCACAAAGAAGAAGAAGAAGAAGAAGAAGAAGAGUGUGACACGUCUCCCUCCAGCCUUUCACUCACUAUAUGUCUGUUUUCAUAUUCUCUGGUCUUUUGUCCCUGUCUUUUCUACCGUCUCCCUCUGCCCCUGUCAACCCUGUCUUCUCCUCACACGUCUUCUCUGUCACUCAGAGACACAGCAGCCUGUUAGGUCGGAGGAGAAACUCCGGAGGCCGUUCUUCUCGGCCUCACUCAGCUCACCAUCGCCCCGCAGUAAUCCCACGAGGAGGCGACCAAUAAAACACGACU